This is a messenger RNA of Candidozyma auris, 714 nucleotides long. RefSeq lists its product as uncharacterized. The record is from RefSeq and is a predicted model, not a curated record. NCBI's taxonomy places the organism in Eukaryota, Fungi, Ascomycota, Pichiomycetes, Serinales, Metschnikowiaceae. The transcript has a single exon. The coding region runs from base 1 to 714 and encodes 237 amino acids.
AUGGAUGCUAGGCUAUACUUGAAGAGCUACGGGUGGAAAGAUGGCCAGGCGCUUAAACAUGGUGGCAUUAAAAAGCCGAUUUUGGUGAAGCAUAAGAAAGACAAGAAAGGACUUGGGUCUGAUGGAAAAGACACUGAUGUAUGGUGGGAGCGUCUAUUCGACGGCCAGUUGAAAAGCCUAGACGUAAGUAAUGGCACUUCUGGUGUGGUUUUUGAGACAAAUUCUGAGCUGGCAGCACUUCAUCUUCGAAGAUCAAUGUCUCCCUUGUACAAGAUGUUUGUGAAGGGAGAAGGACUUGCAGGUACCGUGGGAAGCACUGAAAAUGCUCAUGUGAAAACCAAGAUAGAUAAUAAAGCUGCUCUUGAGGCAACCGAGAAGAUGCUACUGCAAAGUAAGGAUGUGAAGGAGUGUAAGGAGGAAAAGAGCAAAAAAAAAGGAAAGAGCGAUAAGAAGGACAGAAAGGAGAAGAAGGAGAAAAACAGUAGGAAAGAGAGAAAAGAGAAGAAAAAGAAGACUAAGGAUGGAUUAGAAAAGGAAGGGAAAUUGAAGAAUAGUAAAGACGAGACCCGACUUGAGUCCUCCGAGCUGAAGAUUAAAGACGAGAAGAAGAGCCGAUCCAAGGAAAAGAAAAAGUCAGACAAGCUGAACUCCAAGAAGCGGCUGAGUGAUGAUAAUAAGGACAGCGGAAAGGUCCUCAAAAGCAAAAAGUUGUAA